AUGGUUGUCAUCAAUCUUGACUAUAUCAUCCCUUACCACCCUUCACUUCCACUACAACCGCGCGCCUCAGGCUUUGAGGUCUUAAAGCCUUCAAACUUCCCCUUACCGCCACCUUCAAAGUCACAUCCUCUCCCACCUCGCCCUCCCCUACCACCUCGCCGUUGUCUUUUUUCACAGUCUGCCUCUCCUCCCCCACAAAGUCCUUCUUUAUCUGCAAUCUACCGCUCUUCUGAAUUAUUGGAAGCCGCCAAUGUCCCUGCACUUCCUGCGUCCAGUAUUGACAUACUACAAACAACUGAGAGAAACGAGUUUGACAAAGAGUUUGCCAAACUUGAUGCAACGACCCCUGAAGGCCAGCCCUGUCGCAACCCAUCCAUGGACAACGACAAAUACCAGCAAGAUGACGGUCGAGUUUCCUUAGAGAACAUAACAAAAGGAUGGAUUGGAGACAGUCCGCAGACUGCUCCCGCGCUGGCCCAUCUUACUUAUAAAGAGGAGGCAACAUCUCCACCGGAGCCGGUCAAUUCUGAGGUCUCACCAACACAUACAGCAUUGGUGGAUGCCCAGUCCAGAAAUGGUGUACUUGACGAACUGCCUACGGUUGAUCCGAAUGACGACUACAAUUCCACCAAAUCCUACAAUUCGUUGACAGAUAAUGUUACGACAGAUACUGCCGUAUCCGAGAUUGUAUCUCGUCAUGCUCCCAAGUGCCCUGAUUCAAUGACUGAGAACACGACCACGCCGACCGCGAACAACAUCCAGGCGAUCAGUUACUCAGCUACAGUAGAAGAAGAUUCGAUCCUGGCGCUGGCCGAACGUCAACAGAGCCUUCAUAAUGAGCACGAUACAUCCCCGGGGGAUGAAGAUGUGGCCCAGACCACCGUCCACCCAGUCAAUGAUACAGCAUCGAUCACCCGCGCCUCAUAUGCUCCUGAACAACCUGAGACAUGCGCAGUAUCAAAGUCAGGUUCGCAAAAUCUUUCAAAAAGUCCCUCUCAGUCGUAUUCCGUCUAUGUCGUUGUACCGGAACGCCCCUCAAUCAUAGCGACCACCGAGCAGACGAAGACCAGCUUGCAGACGUCGAGCAUGGCUAAAAGGAAGAGGAAUUCCGUAUCUCCAAGCGAUAUCGAUAGUGAUGACCACGGUGACAAUGAUUAUGCCGACGGAAAUGAAGAUGGUGAUGACAGUGACACUUUGCUGCGUCCCCAGAAGCGAUGGCGACGAGGGGUCACCAAGAGGCAAAGGACGGGCCAAGUACGACAGAAAACACAAAGCACCGCACAAAGGGAAACCGUUCUCUCUGACGAACCUCGGCAUCACUGUCAACCAACCGGACUUCAGGAUAUUGAAACUAUUCCUAUUAGGGGCUACUUGACGCGCCAGGUGCUCCUGUCUCGCGUGGUCUAUUCCUUUACUUUUGAAGAAGACACGAGGACGGAUCUUCUUCUCUCUAAUAAGUCAAGAAGGAGCCCGUCGCAGGACCAAGAUGAAGGCCGUCAGAGUGGAUUUAAGGCAUGCAGCACCAGUAAAUCCUCUGGUUGUACAACCGACAGGCGUGUUGCUGUCCUAUCCAAAGAGGACAAGCUUUUAAUGAAAUUGAAGCAGAAGGACCAUCUUCCAUGGAGUGAGAUCGUGAAGCAUUUUCCGGGGAGGACGAAGGGUUCCCUUCAGGUUCGGUAUAGCACCAAGCUUAAGGGUUUGAGCUGGCUUGAUGUGACUUCUGAAGAGGCGAAUGGCUUGGAUUCUAGAUUGCACGAAUCAGUAUGUAGCAGACGACAUUCAGGUUAUCAGCAGCGGUAUGGCCAGCCUCGGGCAUGACGUGCAGUGGAACGUUAUUCACCGGCGUAAUAUCUUCAUAAUAAUAAUCAGUUGGAG
Aspergillus novofumigatus IBT 16806 is the source of this 1875-nucleotide messenger RNA. RefSeq lists its product as uncharacterized. Bases 1 to 1818 code for a protein of 605 amino acids. The transcript has 4 exons. The record is from RefSeq and is a predicted model, not a curated record. Lineage: Eukaryota; Fungi; Ascomycota; Eurotiomycetes; Eurotiales; Aspergillaceae.